AUGUAAUCAUAAUCGUAAAGUAGAUAGAUGAAUCAGAUAAAUUAAAUGAAUUUUCUCCAACCUUUCAAUUAUUGCAUGUAUCCAUAUAGAGCACCUUAUUAUUAUAAUUUGUAUGCAGAUAACAUUCAUGAAUAGAAUUCAUCCACUGCAACAUACAAAUUAGAAGUAAUAUCAUGGUAUCUAUUUUUUUGAUUAAUAUUACAGGCUUUCUACACUGGAAUAAUCUGAAUUGUAUAAACUAUUUCAGAUUAAAGGAUAAAUAAAAACCUUUCCAAUAAUGAAAAUGUACAUAUAUGACAAACUAAAUAACCCUUCAAAUUAUGCAUUACUUUAACAGUUAAUAUUAAAAUUAUUUUUAGAGCAACAAUUAAUUUAGAGUCUAAAAUUGAUGAUUAGUUUAUGAUGAAGUUUAAAGCUCUACAUCCGAAGGCAGAAGUAAAUAAUUAGCAUAAUUAAUAAAGGAAUUGUAUUCUAAAUUGAAUAUAAUUGAUAAUGAAAAUUUUAUGGAUACUAUUUUCGUUGCUGAACCACAUUUGGAAAAUCUCAACUAUUUCUUAGAAUUAUUACAAGACCUUUCUGAUAAAUAUUUUCUAUCAGCAUCCCCAAAAAUAUCAUUAGAAAAAGCAGAAGACCCUAUUUGGUUUCAUUAGAACAGUUUUCAUAGUUGUGCAGUCUGGAUUAUUAAAGAAUUUGAAAAAAAUAUUUCCUUCCUUUAUAAUCUUCAUAGAGAGAAAAAGAAAAAAUAGAGAUUGUUUAGAGAGCCUAUCUAUAAAAAUACAUCAAAUGAAUUAAGGGAAUUCUUUUUAUAAAAUCUAGCUAAUAAUAAAGAAAGAGUAAUAUAAAAUUAUUUACUUUUAGUUAACCUUUUAUUUUUAGGAAAUAUAUUCAGAAAUUAAAUAAUAACCUGAUCAUUUAGAAAAUAAAUUUUAUGAAAAUAUAUUCUCUGGCACAGCAAUCAAAUUAUUGAAAUCAUAAGUUGAAUUAUUGUUAAAUUUUUAACAAAAAUGUCAUACAGAUACAAAUAUCAUUAAUUCAAUGUUAAUUACAUCUAUGAAUGAUUUAAUAGAUCAGAAAACAUAUAUAUUAAAAAAGUUUUAUAAAAUAGUAUAACAAUUAUUUUAAGAACAUUUAGAAUAAGAAUUAUUUAAGACUGAAAUUUAAGAUAAAAAAUAAAAAAAAGAUAAAAAAAAGAAGAAAAAGAAAUUCUAAAAAAUGUAAACAUUCAAAGGACUAGAUCCAAUUGAAUUAGAUAAAAGAUUAUCAAGCAAAAAUCUAUAAGAAUCAAAUAUAUUAAGAUUUUAAAGAUCAUAUUCAUAAAGCAAUCUAGCAUAUGCAUAUGUUACACCUCCCAAUACACCAUCAGCUUGGGAAACUAGUGAUGAUUAAAAGUAUUAAUUAUUCUUAUAAUAGUGAAUCUAAUAAAUUUUCAAACACAUAGUAAUAAUCAUAUAAAAUUUAAUGUGUUAACAAUUUAAAGACUAAUCUAAUCUAAACUGAAUAAAAAUGUAUUUCUUAAUAAUUUAUUAUAGAUUAGAAUAUUCCCAUUCAUGAUGAGUAUGUUGAUAUUGGUUAAGAAAUUACAAUCAAUAUUUUAGAAAUUGCAAUUAUAUCACUAAAUGAUGAAAAUUUAUAUAAAGAAUAAUGCUUGAAAGAGUAAAAAAGAAUGAAAAAAAAGUAAAAAGGAUUUUAAAAAUCUAUACCAGAAAGUAGAGAUGAACAAUUAUAAUUAUAAUCACCUUAAUCUGAAAUUACUAGAUUUUCUAUUGAAACUUAAGCAUAAACAAUUAAAAGUCAUUGUUCAAAUAGAACUUUUUCUACGUCAGAAGAAGAAGAAAUUAAAUAAAAAUCAAAUUAAAUGAAAAAUUCAAUUAAAAUAAAAAAAAAUAAUAAUGAAAAAUAACAAAAAUUUGCUAAAUUGAUAAAUUCAUUUAAGAUAAAUUAAUUUGAGGAUUAAUAAUUUUAAUAAGAUAUUAAUUCAAAUUCUAAUGAAAGUGGAUAAAUAUCUCAAAAUACAUUGGAAGAUGAAAUAACUCCGAAAAUUUAAAAGAAAAAUUAGUAAUUCGAAAAGAAAAAGAAUUUAUCCAUAUAAGCAUAAAAUUCAGAAAAAAGCUUGAAAGAGUAAUUAGAAAAUGUUAAAUAAAAGGGAAAAUAAAAAAUGAUUGAAUAAAUCAAUUUAGACAUUCUUGAUUUUACUGAUAAUAUUAUGAGUGAAUAUGAAGAUAUGCUCCCAUUUAGAUUUUUGGCUUUUGAGAGAGUUAAAUUAGUAAUUUAGAAGGUUUUCUUAGGUAUUCCAGAUGGAAUGAUAAUGUAAAUAUUUCUUUUUCUAUUUAGGCUCUUUGGGUCUUGUGCUACAGGAUUAGCUUUAAUAGAUUCGGAUAUAGAUAUUGGCAUUAAUGGAUUAGAAGUCUAUAAUAGAAAUAUGUUAAAAAGUCAUUUUGAUAACUUAUUUUUUGAAUUCUCCAGAAAAAAAUGGGUAGUAAAAGCAAAGUAUAUAUUAUAAAAAUAAUUAUUAGUCCAAUAUUUAAUUCAGCUGUUCCAAUUAUUAAAUUAGAAAUAGAUCCAUAAAUUAAUAUUUUUGAAUAUGAAGGUAGAAACUUAGAUGAAUAAUAAAUUUAAUAGUGGAAAAAGCUAAAGUAAAAACUAAAGAGUGGAAUAAAGGUUGACAUUUCAUUUAAUUUUAAUGGAAAUGCUAUUUAUUCUACACAUAUAGGUUCUAUAACUACUGAUUUAGUUAAAAAAUGGAUGGAAGAAUAUCCAUCACUAUAAUAGAUAGUCCUUAUUUUAAAAUCUAUGAUUAAAAAGCUAAAGCUAUCAGAAUCAUAUUCAGGUAAUAAUAUCAUUUGAUUAUAUUUUAGGGGGUCUAUCAUCCUACUCAUUAAUAAUUAUGGUUUAUUCUUAUAUGAGAGAAUAGAGAAUUAAUUCUAAUUUAAUUAGUGAACAAUUUAUUGAUCUGCUUAAUUUUUACGUAAAUUUAUUUGACUCCUCUUCUACUGGAAUAGGUCUUUUGGCAGAUAUAAAUAAUCCAAACUCUAGGUAUGUAAUUAUUCUAAUUUAGUUACUUUUUUAAUUUAUAAGACUAUUGCUUACCUGCUUUGCCGAUUACGAUAUUUAAUCCAUACAAUAGAAAAUUACUUACUCAUUCAUGUGUUCAAAUUAACAAGAUAUUUGAUUUCUUUAAAGGAAUUUUGAAGGAAUUAGAUGCAAAAAACGAUUUUUAUUGUAACUAUGUUGUGUUAGGAAAGAAGAAACAAUAAAAAUUAAAUAAAUCCUUAGAGAAUUUUAUUGUUAGCAUUUUGGAAUAAAUAAAAUGA
Paramecium pentaurelia is the source of this 3311-nucleotide messenger RNA. The record is from the annotation of a GenBank genome assembly. NCBI's taxonomy places the organism in Eukaryota, Ciliophora, Oligohymenophorea, Peniculida, Parameciidae.